AUGAAUAGAGUAACUCUCUUCUUUGUUUUCUUAGUAAUUCCCCUGGCCAAUUUCACAACUGUUGAAGAUUCAUCCAAGUCGAACAGAAGUAUUGUUUUCGAUGACGUAGAAAAAUCUGGCCGUAUUUUAAACGAUGUUUACAAUAUAUUUAAUUAUCUUUCGAGUAACGUUGCUCGAUUGUUGCUUCCCAUCAUGUUGAAAAUUACUCAAGAAGUAAACGUGUCUCGCUCGUGUGUAAGAGGUGGGAUGCGUUUUUUGGGCGAUUUAAAACAAAACAAAGGAUGGACGUUAAAAUUGAUGGACACUUUAGGGAAACCAAUGGGAGUUUUCAGUGGAAACGUGUGGUUACACGGAGAUUACGAUCAAUGCUUAAAUAUAGAAGUUAAAGACGAUAAAAUAAGAAAUUAUAAUAAAAAUCUAAACACAAUUCAUGGGAAAUUCUGCUCACUGACUAUCAGAUUUAAUUCGUAUCAAUUUAAUGAAGUGCCAGAAGAUAGUAAAACGAGAAAAAUGUUCAGAAUGUUAGAAGAUACUUUGAAACCGUUUCCAAUGAGUAACCUAUUUGAAAUUAUUAGUUACAAGAAAGCAGGAUUUCGUGUGGAUAUUUGCAUACCGAGUAGCUGUGAUCGAGAAGACAUUGAAAAUAUUCUUCAAUGGGCGUUUAGAGAUCUUUACACGGCAGAAGUAAACUUUUGCAGAGUGAAAGACCAGAAGAUUUUCUUUACUACAACUCAAAUAAUUUGUAUAAUUGCCAUUAGUCUCUUUGUCACAUGGGUUAUUAUUGGAACAAUAAUCGAAACUCUACUUAAAUUUCGUAUAAUUAAGACUUUUUGCAAUAAAGGAGACUUUCUAGACAGUUUUGUUGCAACUUCGAUAUAUACAUCGACCCAAAAUCUCUUUAGUACCGACUUCAAUAAGAAGACAAAGUUCUUUUGUGGAAUCAAAUGUUUACUUAUCUGUCCAGUUGUAUUUAUUCAUAUUCUGAUACAUUCGGGAUUGGUAUAUACGAUAACAGAAAAAAUAUAUAAUAUUGGAAAUAUAUCUGAAGAUGUUACUGUAGAAGUUUCAUCUCAAGGAAUGUCAUUAAUCGAAACGUUCUUCUUUAUGAGUGGUUUUUUAACAUUCUAUCUACGAAGAAACGAUGAACAGAAAUCCAUACUGUACUACUGCAUCUUUCUCAUAAAGAGAUACAUCAGAUUGAGUUUUCCAUUGAUCUGCGUAUUGGCUAUUUUUAUAAUUUUGCCACUCUGUGGCGAAGGACCACAUUGGGACCUCGUAAAUGAGGAAGCCGAAAAGGCUAUACGAUAUUGGUGGAGAUAUAUUCUUCAUAUUCAAAAUUUAUACAACGUGCCACUAGAUUUUUUUAUCCAUUUAUGGUUCGUUAAUGUGUUGAUGCAAUUAACUGUAAUUACAGUUCCUUUAUUAUACAUUCAUGACAGAUGGCCAACAAUUGGAACCGUUUUAUUAUGCAUUUUGACACUGGCAGGAAUCAUUUUCCAUGUUUGGCAAUCAGUAAUUGCCAAAUACAUCAUGAUCGUUGGUUUAUCAGUAAAUAUUCGAAAUCUCGAGAAUUUAUUCCUGCAUAUUUAUCAGAAACCUUACUUUACCCAUCUGAGUUCUUACUGCUUGGGCUUAUUAAUAGGAUACGCAUUAGUUAAAAAGAAACAAUUGAAAUUCCGAAAGGUGGUUGUUGUUUCAUGUUGGAUUACGACAAUUUGUUUGAUGGGACUUGUCCUGUUCGGUUUGCACAAUUACAGAAAUGAUCCCUAUCCGAAUGAGUCAAUAAUUCUUGCUCAUCAGAUUCUUUCUCCGAUCGCAUGGAUAUUUGUAACAGCUUGGAUAUGUGUAGCAUGCUUAUCGGGAUAUGGAGGUGUAGCAAACAAAUUCCUAUCCAUGGACUUCUUCGUCGUAAUGGAUCGACUAACAAUCUGGAUUUAUCUUCUGCACCCUGCAUUUAUUCUUUAUCUUUUCGGAGAAUUUAGAAGUCCACAUAGGUUUACACAAAUAAGCUUGUGCAUGACAUUUCUAUUAGUGAUGGCACUCUCCGUUAUUUCAUCAGUUUUCUGCUACAUUUUUUUUCAAAUUCCAUUCUCAUAUCUCGCUUUGAAGCUAUUCAUGUCAGACAAUUCUAAGAGAGAAUUUUCCAAUGAUAAAGAAAAUCAAAGAAUGCAAACAUUUAAAAAAUGGAAUUUACCAAUUUUCCACACAAAAACAUUAUGGAUAUCAGGAAGUGAAAGAAAAACGGCAGAUCAGUAAUUGGCCAUUAAUAUGGGACAACAGUUCAUUCCGAAAGCCUUACAAAUUGGAAAGAAAAUUAAUUAAACAAAGA
Messenger RNA from Centruroides sculpturatus (bark scorpion), 2329 nucleotides. RefSeq names its product nose resistant to fluoxetine protein 6-like. Lineage: Eukaryota; Metazoa; Arthropoda; Arachnida; Scorpiones; Buthidae. The record is from RefSeq and is a predicted model, not a curated record. The coding region runs from base 1 to 2256 and encodes 751 amino acids. Gene Ontology annotation, molecular function: acyltransferase activity, transferring groups other than amino-acyl groups. The transcript is spliced from 15 exons.